AUGCGCUCCUCUCUCCUCCUCUCCGCCGCUGCCCUCUGCGGCAUCUCCCUCGCCCACUUCGAGCUCAAGUACCCAGACUCGAUCGGCUUCAAGGACGACGAUGAAGACAAGGCCCCCUGCGGCGGUUUUACUCCAGACCUCUCCAAGGCCGACCUCGUCGACUUCCACGUCGGCGGCGAGGCCAUCGCCGUCCGCUCGACUCAUCAACAGGGCAACUGGCUGUUCCGUGUCACCACGGAUGCCAAGGCCGACGGCGACUGGGAGCAGCUGUUCCCCAUUGUUCAGCAGAGUGGACUUGGUGAUUUCUGCCAACCCCAGGUUACCGUGCCGGAAAAGUAUGUUGGCAAGAAGGGAUGGGUGAAUGUUGUUUCUUCGGCCGUCGAUGGUCUCCUCUACCAGUGCAUCGCCGCCAACUUUGUCAAGGGCAAGGCCGAGCCCCCCAGCGAGUGCCGAAACGCCUCCUCGGUGAAGGCCUACUUCACCGACGACAAGGCCCUCGAGGCUCUCGUCGGCGACAGCAGCAACAGCAGCUCCGAGACGGGUUCCGCAAGCUCUUCUGCCACCAGCUCUGCCGCCUCGUCCACCGAGUCUGCUGAUGCUGCUGCGGCUCUGCAGGCGUGGUCUGCGAGUGGUGCUGGUUUCAUCACUCUGCUUGCCAUGGCGUUUGCUGGAGGUGCUUUGAUGGUUUAG
Messenger RNA from Fusarium keratoplasticum, 690 nucleotides. RefSeq lists its product as uncharacterized. The record is from RefSeq and is a predicted model, not a curated record. The coding region runs from base 1 to 690 and encodes 229 amino acids. The transcript is spliced from 2 exons. Lineage: Eukaryota; Fungi; Ascomycota; Sordariomycetes; Hypocreales; Nectriaceae.